UACAACGGGAAGUCUUACAGGGAACCGUUUGCUAUCGAUAAGAGUCCCUUGUUUAAAUCUUUGUGUCAGUGGCCUACAGUGUUCAUACCAAAUAUAGUGAACAGUCUAUGAGCUAGGAAUUGUAUCGCUGCAUUUGUUUAAGUAUGAUUAAAAUGGGCGCCAUGCAUGUUUACUUUCUUAUUGUAUCCAUGUGCGCGUCACUAGUAAUGGGAUUCAUUAUGCCUACGCCAACAGCUGAUAACUGCCGGGACACACUGGAUUACUGUGCAAAGUACGAUCCGAGCGUCUGCACCAAUACAACCUACCGGGCCUACAUGACUGCCAAAUGUCCGAAAUACUGCGGAAUAUGCACGCCAGCCCAUCCCGACCCGAUCGUUCCGGUCAACUGCGCGGACGCUUUGCCAAAUUGUGUAGAGUACGACACGGGAGACCUCUGUACCAGGUCUGAUUACCACCAGUGGGCCAGAGAAAACUGCCGUGUUUACUGUCAAUUCGACGGAUGUCGUCAGAUCACCUCUCCACCAGAGUGUAAGGACCGGGACGCGGAUUGUGUGUCGCACGAAAAGUCCAUUUGCACGACAAGCAAACCCUGGGCGACCUUCCACUGUCCAGCAUACUGUGGCUUUUGUCAGCCGGCGGCCACUACCCCGGUCGCCUGCACGGACACGUUGACGAACUGUAGAGAGUACGACUCCGGGAACCUGUGCACGGACCACACGUACGCCAAGUGGGUGCUGGAGCACUGUAAACAUUACUGCAGGGUGCCCGGAUGUAUCUAGACGCUACCAGGCAUACGUGUCGCGUGUAUUUGUGUGAAUUUUUUGUUACAUUAAAUAACACAAGGAGAAUGAA
Molecule: messenger RNA, 852 nt
Organism: Dreissena polymorpha
Lineage: Eukaryota; Metazoa; Mollusca; Bivalvia; Myida; Dreissenidae
Exons: 8
Coding region: 144-779 (211 amino acids)
Source: RefSeq, a predicted model, not a curated record